This is a messenger RNA of Helianthus annuus (common sunflower), 2079 nucleotides long. Its product is annotated as putative lysine-specific demethylase JMJ16. The transcript is spliced from 8 exons. Gene Ontology annotation, cellular component: nucleus. Gene Ontology annotation, molecular function: histone H3K4me/H3K4me2/H3K4me3 demethylase activity. Gene Ontology annotation, biological process: chromatin remodeling. Lineage: Eukaryota; Viridiplantae; Streptophyta; Magnoliopsida; Asterales; Asteraceae. The record is from RefSeq and is a predicted model, not a curated record. The coding region runs from base 115 to 1950 and encodes 611 amino acids.
ACCGGCCACCGGAAUACCAUACAGAAAUCAUUUCCACAGAGUGUCAUCCUACACACUUCACAAUUCAAGCGUAACUUUUCUACUGUUUGCACACUACCUACGUUUCCACACAGUAUGAUGACAACCAAAGACAUAGGAUCUAGAAUGAAAACAGAAGACGAAAGGCCGACCCCUCCAGGCUUUAGAUCCCUCACCUCUUUCACGCUGAAGAAGACAAAACCGAACAACGAAUCUAGUAAUCUUGCAGGCAUUCAAAGUGACGUUGAUGUUGAGAAGCUUCAAAAGUCUGUCAAGCGAAGGCCAUGGAUACUUAAUGAUCAACCCAUUGAUCUGGAAGAACCAAAUAAUAAACAUCUUAAAACGGUUAAUAUAUCCAUAGAAAAUAACCUUCCAAAAGGAGUGAUCCGAGGGGGUUCAGCUUGUAGUAAUUCCCCGAAGGUUAUGCCAGGUUGGCUUCCAGAAGAAUCCUGCAGGCAAGUAAUAGAUUAUUCCCCCUUCUUUUAUCCAACUGAAGAGGAGUUUAAAGACAUUUAUCAAUAUAUUGCCAAAAUACGCCCAAAAGCUGAAGAACAUGGAAUUUGUCGUAUUAAACCUCCGGAGUCCUGGAAGCCACCGCCGCUUAUCAUACAAGGAAAUAAAUUUGAAUCUUGUAGAUUUGGUACCCGUGUUCAACAGAUCGACGAACUUAAAGAUUUACAUUCGAAGAGAAAACUUAAUGCAAUCAUUCAAAGAGAGAACUUAAUGGAUUCGGAUCAUGGAUUUGAAUUUGAAUGUGGUCCUGAGUUUACACUGCGAUCAUUCAAGACACACGCAGAGCAAUUUAAACGAUCCUAUUUUAAAAAACAGGAUAUUUUUACUCAACCCGUAAAGCAAUGGGAGAAAGUUGAGGGAGAAUAUUGGCGAAUUGUUCAGAACCCAACUCAUCAAAUUCAGGUGUUAUCUGGUCAUAAUUUGGAGGCAAAAGUUCUUGGCAGUGGAUUUCCUCUACCAUCACUCGAUGAUAAUCAAACCGAAUACAUGAAAUCACAGUGGAAUCUAAAUAACACCCCAAAUCUCCCUGGUUCUCUUCUUGCUUUUGAUCGUGACAAUUCUGCCCUUUUGACUCCACGUCUAGAUGUCGGAAUGUGCUUUUCAUCCAUUUGUUGGAAUGUUGAAGAGCAUCACUUGUACUCUCUGAGUUACUUGCACUCUGGGGCUUCUAGAAUCAUGUAUGGAGUUCCCGCUAAAUAUCGCCAAAAAUGUGAAGCACUAUUGAAGAAAAACUUCCCGGAAUUAUCGGGACAUCGUGAAUUGUUCCAUAAGCUAGUUACGCAACUUUCACCCUCUACCCUGAAAUCUGAGGGUAUACCUGUCUACCGUUGCGUACAACAUGCAAAACAGUUUGUCCUUAUAUUUCCCGGAGCAUAUUAUUCAGGAUUCGAUACUGAUUUCAGUAUUUCCGAGAAAGUCAACCUUGCAACCCUUGACUGGUUGCCACAUGGGCAGCUGACUGUAGAAAAGUACAGUGAGCUGCAUCGGAAGACAUCACUCUCCUAUGACAGAAUGCUAAUUGAAGCUGUCAGACAAGCUGCUAAAUCACCGUGGGACUUCCGAAUGCGAGGGUGGAAUAACGCGUGCGGAAAAGAUGGUUGGCUUACAAGAGCUCUUAAGUCGCGUGUGAGGCAAGAAAGCAUCAAGAGGGAAUUCUUAUGUGAUGCUUCACAGUCACGCAAGAUGGAAGAAGGUUUUGGUUGUUCGGUGAAAAGGGAAUGCGGCGUAUGCUUCUAUGACUUGUACCUUUCUGCUGCUGGCUGUGCGUGUUCACCCGACAAAUACUCGUGUCUAGAACAUUCAAAGCAGAUAUGCACGUGUCCAUGGAGUUCAAGGUUCUUCCUCUUCCGAUAUGAGAUUAGUGAAUUGAAUCUCCUAAUUGACACUUUAGAAGGGAAGGUAAAUCCAAAAUUGGUAUAACCUGUAGGGUCUUGUGCAAAAUUAAUAGUGGAUGUUAGAACUGAUGCUAAUCUAGUUUGUAAGAACUGAUGCUAAUCUGGUUUGUAAUUACAACUAUUCUUGAGUAGUCGAAAUGCUCACUUUUUUGAA